Amborella trichopoda is the source of this 1127-nucleotide messenger RNA. RefSeq names its product 2-oxoglutarate (2OG) and Fe(II)-dependent oxygenase superfamily protein. The record is from RefSeq and is a predicted model, not a curated record. Lineage: Eukaryota; Viridiplantae; Streptophyta; Magnoliopsida; Amborellales; Amborellaceae.
UUCUUGCAACUGCUUGCUCAGAGAGAGAGAGAAAGAAAGUGUGUGUGUGUUGUUUUACGAUUAAAAUGACGAUUCCGGUGAUUGACAUGUCAAAGCUCGAUGGCGAGGAGCGAGCCAAGACAAUGGCCGAGAUCGCUAAUGGGUGUGAGGAGUGGGGAUUCUUUCAGUUGAUCAACCAUGGGGUACCAGUGGAGCUGUUGGAGAGACUGAAGAAGGGGUGCUCAGAGUGCUACAAGUUGGAGAGAGAAGAAGGAUUCAACAAAUCUGUCCCAGUUAAGAUGCUGGAUGAGAUUUUGGUUGCAGAGAAGGAAAAGAGUGAGAAAAAGGUGGAGGAGGAGGUAAAGAAGAGGGUGGAGGGUGUAGAUUGGGAGGAUGUUUUUGUUCUCCAAGAUGAUAAUGAAUGGCCUUCCAUUCCCCAUGACUUCAAGGAAACCAUGGGCGAGUACCGAAGGGAGCUGAAGAAGUUGGCAGAAAGAGUGAUGGAGGUGAUGGAUGAGAACCUUGGGCUUGAAAAGGGCUACAUAAAGAGGGCAUUUGGAGGGCCUGAGGAGAAUCCAUUCUUUGGGACAAAAGUGAGCCAUUAUCCCCCCUGCCCGAGGCCCGACCUCGUCGCCGGCCUGCGAGCCCACACUGAUGCCGGGGGCGUCAUCCUCCUCUUCCAGGACGAUGAAGUCGGUGGCCUCCAGAUACUCAAAGACGGCCAGUGGAUCGACGUUCAGCCAAUCAAAAAUGCCAUUGUCAUUAACACUGGGGACCAAUUGGAGGUGAUCAGCAAUGGGCGGUACAAGAGCGUGUGGCACCGAGUUCUCGCCCUCCACGAAGGUAACCGACGCUCCAUCGCCUCAUUUUAUAACCCCUCACUCAGUGCCACCAUUGAGCCUGCGGCUAAGCUCCUCAUGCAUCUUGAGGCUGAGAAUGAGACCACUGUGGACAAGGUUAAGUACCCGAGGUUCGUGUUUGGGGACUACAUGCAGGUGUAUCAGUGCCAGAAGUUCCUCCCCAAGGAGCCCAGAUUCCAGGCUGUAGGGGCAGCUGCAGUGUAAAUAAAUGGUGGAAGGGUCCUAGCUUUGUCUCUAGUUUGCUUUAUGCCUGUUGUUAAUGCUUGGCUUGUGAAUUGUUGUGCUACC